AUGCCUUUCGUACAAGCAGGCUCCCACAGCCUCCACUACACAGACUCCCAUCCAACCGGUGCUCCAACACCCUCCGGCCAAACCAUCAUUUUCGUCCACGGCUUAGGCUCCUCGCAAAAUUACUAUUUUCCCGUUAUCCCCUAUCUGACGCAAAACCACCGCUGCAUCACCAUCGACACCUACGGCGCUGCCCGCUCCCCGUACACCAAUGACACAGUCUCAAUCCCGAAUAUCGCGGAGGAUGUCAUCGGCGUACUGGACGCGCUGAACGUGGCCAAGGCCGUGGUCGUCGGUCACUCGAUGGGCGGGUUAGUCGUUAUUGAGCUGGGAGCGAGAUUUCCGGAUCGUGUGCAGGGCGUUGUACCCAUUGGCCCAACUCAUCCAUCGGAAAUGUUGGUGUCGGUUAUGGGGAAGAGGGCGGAGACGGUGCUGGAAGCUGGAAUGGAACCAAUGGCCAACACCAUCCCCUCCGCCGCCGUCGGUUCCCGCAGCACCCCGCUCCAACGGGCCUUCAUCCGCGAACUUCUUCUCGGUCAGGAUCCCAAGGGAUAUGCGGCUCUCUGCCGUGCCAUCGCUAGUGCCCAGGUCCCGGAUUAUGCGGCUGUUCGGGCGCCGUUCUUGCUUAUUGCUGGUGAAGAGGAUAAGUCGGCUACUAUGGAGGGGUGUAAGUUUAUUUUUGAGCAUGUGGGGAGUCAGAGUCAGGAUAUGGAGGUUUUGGAGGGGGUUGGACAUUGGCAUUGUAUUGAGUCUCCUGAUGAGGUUGGGAGAUUGAUUGCGCAGUUUGUUGGGGGGAUUAGCGCUUAG
Messenger RNA from Penicillium subrubescens, 804 nucleotides. RefSeq names its product alpha/beta fold hydrolase. The record is from RefSeq and is a predicted model, not a curated record. Bases 1 to 804 code for a protein of 267 amino acids. The transcript is spliced from 2 exons. Lineage: Eukaryota; Fungi; Ascomycota; Eurotiomycetes; Eurotiales; Aspergillaceae.